AUGCAAACUGUUAAAGACAGCCUAAACUACGUCGGUGACAAGGCCAGCGAGCUCACAAACACUGCUUCCAAAGAAGCUAACAAGGAUGUGGCGAAAGACAGCGACGCUAGCAUGGGUACCAGGGCAUCUGCUGCUAAAGAUGCAGUUGGUGACAAGAUGAAUGAGGCUAAAGAUGGUGCAUCGGCCACUGCUAACAAGGAAAAAGCUAAACAUUAG
Messenger RNA from Melampsora larici-populina 98AG31, 216 nucleotides. RefSeq lists its product as uncharacterized. Lineage: Eukaryota; Fungi; Basidiomycota; Pucciniomycetes; Pucciniales; Melampsoraceae. Bases 1 to 216 code for a protein of 71 amino acids. The record is from RefSeq and is a predicted model, not a curated record. The transcript is spliced from 4 exons.